Messenger RNA from Malaya genurostris, 963 nucleotides. Its product is annotated as trypsin-1-like. Lineage: Eukaryota; Metazoa; Arthropoda; Insecta; Diptera; Culicidae. Gene Ontology annotation, biological process: proteolysis. Gene Ontology annotation, molecular function: serine-type endopeptidase activity. The transcript has 3 exons. The record is from RefSeq and is a predicted model, not a curated record. Bases 40 to 855 code for a protein of 271 amino acids.
CAGCUGUAGUGUGCAGUAACGCAAGUAACUGUUGAGAAGAUGAUUCGCUCAAUAACCCUAGUUUUUGCCGUGCUAAUUGUAGUACAAGGGUCAAUCCUACCCGAGAACAAGGAACUACUCCCCAGACCACGUUACGACCCAAAUCUUCAUUCGGUAGAUGAACACGGUAAGAUUGUAGGUGGAUUUGCCAUCAACAUAACGGAUGCUCCCCACCAAGUAUCACUGCAGUCCCGUGGAAGACACAUCUGUGGCGGAUCAAUCAUUGCCAACCAAUGGGUUCUAACGGCAGCUCAUUGUACGGACGGAGCUAGCGCAAGUAACCUGAAGGUACGGGUUGGUUCUUCCAGACAUGCAUCGGAAGGACGUCUGAUAGACAUCAACCGCAUUGUUCAGCAUCCAAAUUAUAACAGCGACUCGAUUGACUACGACUAUUCCUUACUGAAUCUGAAGGAAGUUAUUGAAUUUGGAAGCAAUGCGAAACCAAUUGCAUUACCCAAACAAGGCGAAGCAGUGAAAGACAAUACCCGUUGCACGAUUUCCGGUUGGGGCAAUACUCAGAGUUCUGCCGAGUCGAAUGCCGUUCUACGGGCCGCGUAUGUACCAGCCGUCAACCAACAGCGCUGCAAUAAAGCUUACGAGAUUUACGGUGGAGUAACGGAUCGUAUGAUUUGUGCUGGAUUGCGUCAAGGCGGCAGAGAUUCUUGCCAGGGAGAUUCCGGUGGUCCAAUGGUCGCCAACAAAAAACUAGUUGGUGUUGUCUCGUGGGGUUUGGGAUGUGCUCGCCCGAACUAUCCUGGCGUAUAUUCACGAGUGGCCGUAGUACGUGAAUGGAUUCGAGAAAACGCCGGAGUCUGAGCUGGUUCAAUAACAAAUUCUGCUACGAACGAAGGGCACUACGACCAAAUGAGUCGAUCAUGGGUUAGGCUUCAGUAAAAUAAAGUCUACUCGUAAAUCACUGGCAAA